UCCGGACCUCCUCACUGAACUUUGGCCGAUGAGCUUUGCUGCUGCUGCUGCGAUGGCUGCUGUUGCUGCCGUCUCCUCCUCCUCCGCUGCUGCUGCUGCUGUUUCUACUCCGACUCUGGGGGAAGUUGGAAGCGUCUUGCACGGCAUCGACGGUAUUCCACACGUCGGCUCUCAUUUCCUCCUCACCGCCCUGGGCGACGGUGCGACUCUGCCGGGAGCGGAGCACCUCAUGCCAGGUGACAGGCUCUCCCUGAACACCGCGGCGGAUUUAACGCACCUAAAGGGGAUUCUGAGGAGGAGACAGUUGUACUGCAGGACUGGGUUCCAUCUGGAGAUACUUCCGGAUGGCACGGUGCAAGGGACGAGGAAGGACCACAGUCGUUUCGGUAUUUUGGAAUUCAUAAGCCUUGCCGUUGGGUUGAUAAGCAUUAAAGGGGUGGACAGUGGACUCUAUCUGGGCAUGAACAACAAAGGGGAGUUGUACGGCUCCGAGAAGCUGACAGCCGAGUGCAUCUUCAGGGAACAGUUUGAGGAGAACUGGUACAACACGUACUCGUCCAACCUCUACAAACACGGAGACAGAGGGACGCGUUAUUUUGUGGCGUUGAAUAAAGACGGAACGCCAAGGGAUGGGACUAAAUCCAGACGGCACCAGAAAUUCACACACUUCCUGCCCAGGCCUGUGGACCCGGACCGUGUUCCAGAACUGUACAGGGACAUCCUGGGCCACAGCUGAGACUCGGGAGGACGGGAGCAGAUCAGGAAAAACGCUGCUGAAACCCUCGUUGGCGGGGAGCAGAAGAGAAAAGGAAGACGGACGCGGACGGGGGACGUGGACGUGGCCUGGUGCAGGCUGGUGGACAGCAGCUCGACCAGCAGGGAUAAAGGUGCCG
Molecule: messenger RNA, 893 nt
Organism: Cynoglossus semilaevis (tongue sole)
Lineage: Eukaryota; Metazoa; Chordata; Actinopteri; Pleuronectiformes; Cynoglossidae
Gene: fgf20b
Product: fibroblast growth factor 20b
Exons: 3
Coding region: 29-736 (235 amino acids)
Molecular function (GO): growth factor activity
Source: RefSeq, a predicted model, not a curated record